GUUUACAGACUUUGUCUAAACUGGUGGUCUCCGUCCUCAGAUGUGGCUGCUGUCUCCGUGUGUCCUCCUGUGGCCCUGCACUCGGGCGUGGGACUCCUGUGUCGGCUGUUUGAGCUGUGGGGGCAGGAACCGGCCGGUGUCCUCGCUCUGACAGAGUGGCUGCUGGGAGAGGAAGAGGAGGGCGAUGAUGAGGCGGUUGCAGACGAAGCUUCCAGUCUGGACGAAGAGGACUUCCUGUUUGAAAAGGGGGAUCUGAACCUGUGGGCCGAGCCGGUCCAGUGGGUGAAGCUGCUUCGCGGACACCUCGACUCCCUCAUCCUGACCUUCAAGCAGACCCAGGUCUCGGGAAUCUCAGGGCCGGACCAGCUCCACCAAAUCCGUGCGCUGUCAACUCGGGCCCGAGCCAAGGCGCUCGGCUCCCAGCAGGCCCUGGACUCGCUCCCCGCCCUGCCCCAGUUCUCCUGCACCAUGGAGCACGCCCGGCUGGUGCUGCGGCGCCAGAGGGCCGCUCUGGCUCUGGAAGUGCUGGAGAGGCUGAGGUAGAGGAGUCAGCAGGCUCCAAUAGCACCGAGGGUUUCUGAUAUUAAAGCUUCUGUUUCUUUCAGAACGCUGUCGCGGGGGGGGGGGCUGGUUUGGUCCAAUCUGUUCACAAAUUGGCAAUAAAAGGUGAUUAAUACAUAAAAAUAAUAAAGGAAUCUUACAUAUGGAUCCUUUAAAAUAAAGAAAGAAAUAAAAUAACUUCCAUGAACGAACGUAUGAGACCACAGACCGGCUUUGUGGUCAACUCUUUUAUUAUAAAACCAAAGGAACGAAGGAAACAAUCUGGUUUUUCUUUUUUACUGUACGUGUCUCUGACUUACAUUGAUUAAAAGAUGUUUUUAAUUAAAUAUGUCUGAAA
Molecule: messenger RNA, 898 nt
Organism: Morone saxatilis (striped sea-bass)
Lineage: Eukaryota; Metazoa; Chordata; Actinopteri; Moronidae
Product: thyroid adenoma-associated protein homolog
Exons: 2
Source: RefSeq, a predicted model, not a curated record